AGUCAAAACGAUUAAUAACUAGUAUGCCAUGGCAUGGAAUAUGCUUCUUUAGAUUAUUCAGUUUCAAAUAAGUCAAAAGUGAUUUCGGUUAGUAACGAUAGAUAAAGAAAUAAGUGUUUUUGUAAAUUAGUUAUACGCCCACUUUAUAAAAAGUGGACGAAAUAUUGUAGGUUACUGUAGUCAUGUGAAGUCAAUUGAAUUCAAUAAAAAGUGUUUCUACGACGAAUUUGUUAUUUUGUUUUAAAGAUUUAAAAAUUAUAAAUAUUAAGGAUAAUCUGUUCAAUAGACAACUAUAUUUAGUUUAAAAUAUCAACACAGAUAAAGCCAUGGGUAAAAAGAAUAAAAAUGAUUUGAAAAAUGACAAUAUCGACAAAAAUAACUCGGAUUCCGGAAUUCAGAAAAAGACAAAGAAAAAAAAAUUAAAUAAGGAUAAGUCUGAAAAAGCGGCAAUGUCUAAAAAGAUCAUAUUUGACAACGAAGCUCAAACAUCAAAUGAUAAAGAUUCGCCACAAAUGGAAAUUAAUACUUCAAUAACAACAAAGGAAGUGUCAAAAACGAAACCAAAAAAUAAUAAAAACAAGAAAAUAAUAUUUGGAGACGAUGACGAACCGCGAGAUGUAUCUCCAAAUCGCAAUGACAGAAAUAGUAACAAAAAUAUAAACCUCAAUUAUGAAGAGGAGCCAAAAGAUGAAGAUAUCGAUAAGUUUUGUGACGAAAUAGACGAAGAGGACAAUGAACAGUAUGAAAAUUGGAUUAAAUUAGUAGAGGCAAAGUUGAGUUCAAAUAAAAGAAAAGUAUAAAAGUUGUUUUAAUAUAAACAUGUGUUGCAUAUA
Messenger RNA from Nymphalis io (European peacock), 833 nucleotides. RefSeq names its product ribonuclease 3-like. The record is from RefSeq and is a predicted model, not a curated record. Lineage: Eukaryota; Metazoa; Arthropoda; Insecta; Lepidoptera; Nymphalidae. The coding region runs from base 327 to 800 and encodes 157 amino acids. The transcript is spliced from 2 exons.